Molecule: messenger RNA, 525 nt
Organism: Didymella exigua CBS 183.55
Lineage: Eukaryota; Fungi; Ascomycota; Dothideomycetes; Pleosporales; Didymellaceae
Exons: 1
Coding region: 1-525 (174 amino acids)
Source: RefSeq, a predicted model, not a curated record
AUGCCUGGGCAGAAAUUGGGUGUGCUCGAACUUUGGGCGCAACAUGUGGUCAGAAUCGAAUAUGAAGAUGCGUCAAGGGGUGUAUGCGAUGAGUAUGACGCUGAGUUGACUUUGGCUACCGAAGGUGUGGUCGGCUCAGUGGGCGCGUAUUUCCCGGUAAACGACGUCAGAACAGUAGUAACUAAGGGCAGGAAACUUGAAGGUACAGCAGUCGACUGCAUUGAUUUGCUCAAGCUUGAAGCAAAAUUGCCAGAUCUAAGACUCCCGAAAGGUAUGCUGAUGUUGGCCAAUGGCAACUGGGACACUAAUGCUUGGGACAAAUUCGAAGUGCUGGAAGAGACAGUGAACUGGCUCCAUGGUGGAACAGAUUCCAAUGAGGCAGAUGCGAUUGCUGAGGUGCCUGACGAGACGGGUGCUGUAAACUCAUCCUGGAUCGACGAACUUCUGGAAACGGACGAGCGCGAAUUUGAGAAUAGACUUGUGAAAGCGCUGGACGACACACCCGUAGCAGGGUCUAAAGAUUGA